Molecule: messenger RNA, 2717 nt
Organism: Aptenodytes forsteri (emperor penguin)
Lineage: Eukaryota; Metazoa; Chordata; Aves; Sphenisciformes; Spheniscidae
Gene: TMPRSS7
Product: transmembrane protease, serine 7
Biological process (GO): proteolysis
Cellular component (GO): plasma membrane
Molecular function (GO): serine-type endopeptidase activity; protein binding
Source: RefSeq, a predicted model, not a curated record
AUGAGAUUACAAUUGGAAACUCAUCAAAGUAAAUUGAUGCCUCUCUUGGUCCUGGACAUUGCUGUUAGCUGUCUUCAGCUUCAGAAGUAGAAGUGGUGCCUGAAAAAAGGUGCAAGGUCUUUUUCAGCUGGGACAAGCAGUAAAAUGAAUUCUGCUGGAAUGGAUGAAAAAAAUGAUCACCCAGCAGUUAAACCUGAAGAAGAACUAAGUGUAGCCAACAUCUCAGUCCAAAUGGUAACUGCAGAAGAUAAGUUGGCAAAGAGGAUUCUGGCAAGGAAAAAACAUGACAAAUUGAAAUUGAAGAAAAAAGAUAAGUUGCUGUGGAAUCUUCAAAACAAAAUAAUUCUCUUUACCCUCAUUCUAUUCAUUUUAGGAGUUGUAACCUGGACAUUACUGUGGCUCUUCAUUGUUCAGGCAGAAAACAAAGAUGCAUUGUAUUUUGUUGGACUGUUUCGUGUUGCCAACAUAGAAUUUCUCCCAGAAUAUAGGCAGAAGGAGUCGAAAGAAUUCCUUUCCAUGGCACAGAAUGUGCAGCAUGUGAUGAAUUUGGUCUACGCAAGCUCCUCUUUCUCCAAAUUUUAUAAGCAGUCCACAGUUUCAGAAGUCAGUAACAACAACAAUGGAGGCCUCCUUAUUCAUUUCUGGAUCAUAUUUGUGGUACCACAGGCGAAAGGCCAAGUGCUGUGUGAGGAUUGUGUGGCUGCCAUUUUAAAGGAUUCCAUUCAGACAAGUAUCGUUAACCGGACCUCGGUGGGAAGUCUUCAGGGCCUUGCGGUCGACAUGGACUCCAUUGUACUAAGUGCAGGUCUUCGGUCAGAUUAUUGGUCAACAACAGGAACAGGAACAAGUUGUAUGUAUGAUCUGUAUGCUGAUCGCCUACAUGAGCACUUUCCUCUGGAUAUCCAUGCUGCCUCAGGGGGAACGAUCUGCUAUUUUAAGCUGAUUGCAUCAGUGGGCCAUCUUAUUCGUCUUUCAAUAGUAUCCCUUCAGAUUGAAGCAGAUAACUGCAUCACUGACUCGUUAACUGUUUAUGACUCUCUGAUGCCAAUCAAACAUAAGAUACUGUACCAAGCUUGUGAACCAGCUGAUUCAUUGGUGUCACUUGUGUCCACAAAUAAUCUCAUGCUGGUAAUGUUUAAGGCAGCGCAAAAAAAGGAACGGAAGGAAUUCCAUGGCUAUUUUGAGGUCAUUACACAAGAAAGGUGUGGAAAAGCAAUAGUGACAAAAGAGAAAAUUGGCUAUGAAGGGAGAAUCACAAGUCCCUAUUACCCAAGCUAUUAUCCUCCAAAAUGUCUUUGUGUGUGGAACUUCCAGACUCCACAGAAGAGCCUUGGUAUAGCUCUGAAGUUGCAUAACUAUACCAUCAGUGAGAAGAAUAUUAAAGGUUGUGAGAGAGGAUGGUGGAAAAUUAAUGAACACAUGUACUGCGGUUACUAUGUCGAUCACCCAACAGUCUUCCACAUUGCAAGUUCUGCUGUCAACAUCGAGCUUCAGUGCAGUUCGAAGGUCUCAGAGAAGCCACUUCUGGUGGAGUAUGGCAGCUAUAACAUCAGCCAGCCAUGUCCACCUGGACAUUUCAAGUGUUCUACUGGCUUAUGCAUCCAGCAGAUGCAGCGCUGUGAUGGGAUAAACAACUGCUUCGAUGAAAGCGAUGAACUCUUUUGUGUUGUCCCUGAGUGGAACUGUAACUCCAGCUUCGCAAUACAGGAUAACCUGCUUGCCUGCAAUGGAGUAAGUGAUUGUGAGAAUGGAAAAGAUGAGCAGAACUGCACCCACAGUAUUCCUUGCACCAACCACACAUUUAAGUGCAGGAAUAACAUUUGCAUUAGGAAACAAAAUGCAAAGUGUGAUGGGACCGUGGACUGUAUUGAUGGAAGUGAUGAAAGCAGCUGCAGUUGUGGCAGCAGCAAGAGCAGCAAUCCCAUCUCUCGGAUUGUAGGCGGUACGAACACUGAGGAAGGUGAAUGGCCCUGGCAGGUCAGCCUUCAUUUUGUGGGAGCUGCUUACUGUGGGGCAUCAGUGAUAUCGAAAGAGUGGCUUGUGUCUGCAGCUCACUGCUUUCAAGGGAGCAAGCUGGCUGACCCCAGAGCAUGGCGUGCUCACCUGGGAAUGCAAACUCAAGGCCAUGCAAAGUUUGUAUCUGCAGUGAGACGGAUCAUCGUCCACGAAUACUACAACAGCAGGAACUACGACUAUGACAUUGCACUGCUGCAGCUGAGCAAGCCAUGGCCGGACACAAUGAGCCAUGUCAUCCAGCCGAUCUGCGUGCCUCCCUUUUCGCAUAAAGUCCGCAGUGGUGACAAGUGCUGGAUAACAGGUUGGGGCCAAAUGCGGGAAACGGAUGAUGAAGGUUCAGCAAUUCUUCAGAAAGCAGAGGUAGAAAUUAUUGACCAAACGUUAUGUCAUUCCACAUACGGGAUUAUCACAGCUAGGAUGUUUUGUGCUGGACUAAUGUCUGGGAAAAGAGAUGGGUGCAAAGGUGAUUCCGGUGGACCGUUGUCAUGUCAAAGUAACGGAGAUGGAAAAUGGUUUUUGGCUGGCAUUGUUAGCUGGGGUUAUGGAUGUGGAAGACCACGUUUCCCUGGUGUCUACACAAAAGUAUCAAAUUUUGCUCCAUGGAUUCACAAAUAUGUGCCUUCAGUCUUGUAACUUGAAAACUGUUUUGCUGGUAUAAAACACGUCCUGGAUAUCUUCAUUAAAAAUCACAUUUGGUAAAA